AUGAACGCCUCUCGGAGAGAGCCGCCACACAAGCAGCGUUGGAUCGAGUUGUCCGAGGACCAACAAAAAGCGCUGAUCGAAGAGGCCGACACCGUCGUGAAGGAGAUUGUGGCAGCGAACGACGCCUUCAUCGCGGAUGGAGGCGUUCUCCGAGAUCCGCAGUGGCGUCUGAUUCGCACGAAAGAGGGUAUGCAUGUGUAUCGCCAACGCAGAAAGGCGAUCAAGCAGCGAGGGAAGGAGUCGUCCGCUCCUGUGAUCGAGAGUCCGUCGUGGUCAUCCAGCCAAACACUCUCACGAUAUCGCCCGGAGAUUAGCAGCCAGGAGGAGCCAUGUUUAGUUUCUCUCAUGGCCCUUCACGGCACUACGGAUGGCACACUGGACGACUGCAUGUUCGGGUGCUUUAUCCCCAAUAACGAAGAGUGGAAGCUGCGCAGUUCUUACAUCAACGAUGGGAUCGAUGACUCCCGAUUCGCCAAGGAACACCCAGCGGUGCUCACGGGUAUCGUGCAGCAGCGAGAUUUCCUCAUCCUCGAGUCCUUGGGGUUCAUGCGCGACUGCAACGGCGAGAAGGUCGGCUACUUCCUGAUGCACUCGGUGGCACUGCGAGAAAUCCCCGAGCUCUCGCACUUGAACAUCGUUCGCGGACUGAUGAGCUUCUGCUACGUUUUUCGCCAGGGAAAACCUGGCAAGGUCGACAUCUACACUCGCGGCUUCUUUGAUUCCCGUGGUGAGAUGCCAGGCCGCCUUUCAGUCGCGAUCGCUGCGGAUGCCGCUCUCUGCUGUGUGAAUUUGAUCCAAUAUGCGUACAUCAAGAAGCUGACGUGGCUGAUGAAGCACAGCGGCCACGGGCGAUCUGGUGGUCAUGCGACGCAAUCUACGCACUGUGAGGCGUGCGAGAAGAGCUUCUCCAAGUUUUCGCUUACUCAUUCCGGGUCGGGCACGGCGUGUUCCAUUUGCCGGCGGGUAGUGUGCUCCAAGUGCAGUGUGCUGAAAAAGAUGGUCAUGGACGUGUCGGACACUGGGUCCGUCCAGCACUGCUCAUUCCAGUUCUGUCUGCGCUGUUUACUCAAGACGAAGAAGCAGUGUGGCUGGGAGAUUGCAUUGAGUGGUUCUGACACUGCGUCUUGA
Phytophthora sojae is the source of this 1128-nucleotide messenger RNA. RefSeq lists its product as hypothetical. The coding region runs from base 1 to 1128 and encodes 375 amino acids. The record is from RefSeq and is a predicted model, not a curated record. The transcript has 4 exons. Lineage: Eukaryota; Oomycota; Peronosporomycetes; Peronosporales; Peronosporaceae.